AUGGUGGCGCCGUGGAGUCAUAGCCCAGGUGUUCACGUGAUCUUUCUACACAUUGGGCUGGACUCCAUGGCAAAACGAAUCCAACAACUUGCUCAGCCCAAACCCAACCGACUGCGCUUUCCUGACCGUCGCUCCGUUUACUGGCUUGAUAAGUUGCCUCCUGAAAAGAGUGGAUCCAUCACAAAAAUUGACUUAACCCCACGUUGGCAGGAGCUUUCCCGAAGUAAAAAGAUCAGCACUCAAGUCAUACUUGAUCCCGAAUGGAAAGUGAGUGAGUGGGCUCUGAAGGCGGUCCCAUCCCUGCACCUGUGCCGGCUGGCUGUUCCACGCCUCCCUGCAGCGGACUGGCGGCCAGAGCGCCCUCUGCUCGCCCCUUUGAGCAGAGCGACACAGACGGCUGUAGCCACGGCUCGGAUCUGUCGACUCGCUGAGCCCAGGAAGAAGCUCCAGGAGGCCUUCAGCUCCAGCACCAAACCUGCAGCAGUGUCCAGUGGCUCCAGCCGCUCCUCCGCUCACAUAGAGCUGCUCGCCAGUGAAUCAGCCCAGAAGGCAAAGCCCAGUCCUAGGCUGCAGGAGCUGUCAACCCCCAGAGAGAAAAAGGCUUUGUACGAAGGCUUCAACCCCUACAUCAUCAGCAGAGCAGCGCGCUCGGCCUGUCCCUCUCCACGAGUGCGACAGCUCAGCCUGCCUCUACCCCGCAAAUGUAGCUCCCAGUGA
Molecule: messenger RNA, 717 nt
Organism: Knipowitschia caucasica
Lineage: Eukaryota; Metazoa; Chordata; Actinopteri; Gobiiformes; Gobiidae
Source: the annotation of a GenBank genome assembly